Molecule: messenger RNA, 772 nt
Organism: Cebus imitator (Panamanian white-faced capuchin)
Lineage: Eukaryota; Metazoa; Chordata; Mammalia; Primates; Cebidae
Product: hemoglobin subunit delta
Exons: 3
Coding region: 200-643 (147 amino acids)
Biological process (GO): oxygen transport; hydrogen peroxide catabolic process
Cellular component (GO): hemoglobin complex; blood microparticle; haptoglobin-hemoglobin complex
Molecular function (GO): haptoglobin binding; peroxidase activity; oxygen carrier activity
Source: RefSeq, a predicted model, not a curated record
UCAGGGCCAGUUGAAGGAAACAGUGAAAUGAAGGUGCAUUUUGCAUUCUCACAAACCAAUGAAACUCUGCUUAUCUUAAACCAACCUGCUCACAGGAUCAGGGAAAAAAGGACCAGCAUAAAAGGCAGGGCAGGGCUAACUGUUGCUUUCACUUGCUUCUGACAUAACCGAGUUCAAUUAGCAACCUCUAUCAGACACCAUGGUGCAUCUGACUGGUGAGGAGAAAGCUGCCGUUGCCUCCCUGUGGGGCAAGGUGAACGUGGACGAAGUUGGUGGUGAGGCCCUGGGAAGGCUGCUGGUGGUUUACCCUUGGACCCAGAGGUUCUUUGACUCCUUUGGGGAUCUGUCUUCUGCUGCUGCUGUUAUGGGCAACUCUAAGGUGAAGGCUCAUGGCAAGAAGGUGCUAGGUGCCUUUAGUGAUGGCCUGGCUCACCUGGACAACCUCAAGGGCACCUUUGCCCAGCUGAGUGAGCUGCACUGUGACAAGCUGCACGUGGAUCCUGAGAACUUCAGGCUCCUGGGCAAUGUGCUGGUGUGUGUACUGGCCCGCAACUUUGGCAAGGAAUUCACCCCACAGGUUCAGGCUGCCUUUCAGAAAGUGGUGGCUGGUGUGGCCACUGCUCUGGCUCACAAGUACCAUUGAGAUCCUGGACUGUUUCCUGAUAACCACGAGAAGACCCUAUUUCUCUAGAUUCUAUUUUCUGAACUUGGGAACACAAUGUUUACUUCAAGGGUAUGGCUUCUGCCUAAUAAAGAACUUUCAGCUGAUUAA